UUGUUUGAUUACCUGUGGCAGGAGUUUUGUUUACUGCGUUGAUAGUUCGGUGAUAAUUAGAAUGGGCUAGACUUUGCUUAUAAUUUAUUUUUACAUUAUUUUUUAGUGUUGGGUUCAUUGUUAUACUGUGUUUGCAGCUAGGAUAAGUUAUAUUUUUGCAUUAAUGAACUAAAAAUUGUCGUUUGACAAUGUACCCCGGUUGGAAGAUUUAAUGGUCCGAAAGACUCCCAUAGCAAGCAGCUUGCGAAGUGGAGAUUCGUGAAAAACACUGUUUAGCGCAAGUGUAUAUUCUGGUUCCGAUUAUAAGCGAUAAACUUUGGUAUUAGGGUUUCCGCAUUUAUCGGUUUUGUUGCCACAAGUGGAGUGGGAAUGCGGUGUGAGCAUCCGUGGGAUGCUGUACGUCUAAUUGCGACGAGGACAUCUGAAGCGGAUACGAAGUAUUACGCAAAAGUCAGCGAGCCCUGAAGGACUGCCUUGGAAAUCACCUUCAAAGAUGCAACUCUUUCAAAGCAUUGUGAUGACUGGCACAUUCUUCAGAACCACUAAUUGCAUGCUGAUGUUUCAACAGCAGAGGGACAUUCCAGGAGUGCCAGGGACACCUUUAAAUUCACAACCAUGUAUUUCAAAUGACAUGAAGACCACACAGAAACUGCUGUUAAAAUGAGUAUUUGUGACCCACUGCCCGGAAACAGGAGUUUCUGCAAGAGUGGCUUAUAGAAGUCGUCAGUGAUCAAUAAGCACAAACUGUGCAGCUCCAAGAAAGCGAACUUGGGGAAGAGUGCUUCAGUAAUUGGAAGAUAACAGUACCAGAAACUUUCUUAAAUAAUAAGUAAAUCAGUUAUACUCACCUGUUUUGAGAAUUAUCACAAAGUUUUUGACAAAGAGCAGGGAGCAACAGAGACAUGGCUAAGUUUUGUGGUUACCCUGAUUAUAAAGCUGCACUUCAGUCAGCUGAUGCCAUACUUUGUGCACUUGAUGAUCUAUACUUAUGUGAGUUACAAUCGUAUGAUUCUGAUUUUAGUUUAUCAUUGGUGGAUCGUAAACGUUCUGAAUCACAAGGAGCCACUGUUGGAAGAAGAUUAGCAGUGUCAGGUCGCGGUGAUGAGCUUAGAGCAGCUAAUGCAUUGCUUAUGUUAACUAGAACUGACCAUGACAUGAGGCGAGCUCCACCACGCGUGCAGCAAGCUGUACAGCAGAAUCCUUCAAAACUGGAAACAGUGCAACAGAGUCGCACUCAAUUUGGAACCCUGCAGCAGAGUUCCUCACAGACUGGGGAGACAAAUAGGAAUUCUCAACACAGAUCUGUGCAAUGGAAACUUGCACAAACUACUAAGGUACAGCAGAAUCAUUCACAAACAAGAAUGGUUCAGUGUAGUUCAACACAGACUGUAGCUGUGCGUCGAAAUCCUCCAAAGCAUCAGAUUACAAAGGCAAAUACCCCACAGCCUAAACCUGUUCAGUCUUAUACAACUCAAACUAGGUCAACACAGCAGACAGUGUCACACACACAGGCAAGACGACAAGGUGUGUCUCAAUCUGAAAUAGCAAUGUGGAACCCUGUAGAAGUGUUUGUGCAGCAUGGUUUUCCACACUCUGAACUCAGAAGGUGGAGACGUCCUAAAACAAAGAACACACAUGGCUCAUCACAAAAAGAAGCAACACAGCAGACUGCUGCACGGACAGCACCCAAACAAGACAAACAUCCACAGACUAAAGCAGAACAACCCAACUCACCACGAACACCAAUAUUGCAACAGGCUCUCUCACCUGAGCAAGAGAAUUGCCCGCAGACUGAAUGGGAAGAUGUGGAUGUGGUAAUGGUGCCAAUAAAUGAAGUUGUUCAGCACCUUGCACACCAAGAGGAAACAAUACCAUUACAAGUACAUACUUACAUCAUUAGUGCACUGCUGCAACAGCUGUAUCGGAAAGUCCUUGCUCAGUGCAAAAAUGGUACAGUAAGGCAACUAAUGUUGGAAAGAAGCUAUGAAUCUUACAACUAUUGUUACUCUGGAAACAUGCGUACAGCCAUUUCAGAGACUAACCCAGAGAGUAAAGAAUAUAGAGAGAAAAGCAAAGGUGCUGGUAACACUGUCACAUAUGGAAACUCUCCAAGGGGAAGAUAUAAUGAACGUUCUUCAGGUGUCCAGGAAGUGGAAGGCUGCUUCUCCACCGAAAACCGAACAAAGCGGCGUGAAUUCGGGUUCUUUCAAGCAGGACCACCACUGAGUUCAUAUGGAGUUCCUCCUCAGCAGCAAUCUCAGAGAAAACUAUCUCGUUCAUCGAGCCAAUGCAACCGCCACACAGAAGAUAUGUUACAUUUACUGAUGGUACUGUCGGCAGCACUGCAGUUGUUUGGUGAUAGUGAAACUCGUAACCCUAUGCCUGAGAUCUUCAGAUGUUUGCGUGCAAAUUAUCCUCCACAAAAGCGGUCAACUGCUGUAUCCACUGAGGGAUUACAGGGCAAUGGAGAGGGAGGUCAGCAGCAGCAACAGUAUCAACAACAGAGUCAGCAACAGAAGAAACAGCGAUGUGCUAUUAAAAACAAGAAGCAAGAACAGGAGAAAGGAGGAGACAGCUCUGGGUCACAAAACAUCAUCUCACAUCCAGAUAAUACAUUUCCUGGCAGUGGUCAUGCAGCAACAAGGGCUUCAUCUGGAGCCAUUGCCAAGGAAUCUGAUGCCCUAAAGUCCAGUUCAUCAAAGAAUACUAUGCCAUCAGGCAGAAGAGGUGUAGAACGGAAAGGAAAGCAACAAAACCACAGCUUUGCAGUUAAGGAUCGCAAUAAAGAAGAAAAUCGUGACAACAGUGGGAAACGAGAGCUGGGAAAUUCUCACUUGAGUUCUCUGUACUGUAGUAGUGUGAGAGACAUAAAAGCAGAACAGCUGGAUAAGAUUCUUCGUGCUGCAGAAAGUACUAUUCUGGUUUGUGCUGACUGUGGGCCAAAACCAAAGAGAACAAGACGCCAUGAAAUGGUUCGGGAUUCUCAGCAAGCAGCACAAAAAGGAGUAAUGGAUGGUAAACGCCAGGAAAAUUCUGGUAUGCCAUUGCCUCAGGACCACUGUUGUGAUGAAGAGCCUGGUGAAUUGUAUUUGAUUGUACCUGUACAGGAACGAAUUGAAGAACUUUGCAAGAUGUCAGUUGAGACACUGAUAGAGGAAGGCGUUAUUGCAGUUGUUGACCGGUCACAUCAGCAGAAAUCUUGCAAACAUGCUGAGACCACCACAGCACCCCAAGUGCCACAGCUGAAUACUACUGAAUCGGGUGCACGUACACAAGGUAGUUCAUGCACUCCAUCACCUAAGAUCACUAAUGGUUCUGUUAGACUACAUCGUACCACAGAACCUGCUAAUGCACGUACACAAGGUAGUUCGUGCACUCCACCAUCCAAAAUCACUAGUGGAUCCAGUAGACCACACCAUAACACAGAACCAGCUAAUGGACAACACAGAGAAAAUGACCCCCGGGUGAAACAGACAAGAGCAACUGAUGCACGUGUGCCACGUGGCAAUGGCCCAGUUAGCUCCUCAAGUGUUGGGGGAAAUCCACCAACUGAAGAAAAAAAGGAACCAGUGACAACAGAUCCUUAUGAAAUGUUAAUGCAAGCACUUGAGCGCCGAGCUGUAGCCUUGCGCAAAGGUCGUUACAGGAGGCGUGCGGCUGAUACACGCGCACAACACAGUGGUGCCCAAAAUGUCUGUAACACAGAGAACCACAAGGACACACUGCCGGUGAAGCCUGCAUCGCAGUGAGACUUACCAUUUGUUGAUGUCAGUUACAAUAGGUACCAUUUCAUAUUACAUAAUUGGCUAUUUAGAGUGAUAACUGCAUUACAGGUGUGGCUAUACAUAUUUUCUUUUUUGUCCAAGUUUUGGUUGUAUGUUUCUUGGCUAAUUGGGCAGCGUUAUGUCUGGUACCCUUGUUCUGCUGUUUCAGUCCUGAAAUAUACUGCUUCAAUAACCUUUCCUCAUUAUACCCAUUUUGCUGUGUUCGAUAAUGAAUUUUUCUUUUGCAUAGCAUACAUGAUCUUGUUUCUUCUGUUCUGUGUGCUUAGCUUUCCAGUUUAAUUUGUAAUUUUAUUUCUUCAUUGGCUGUAGAUACCCUUAUGUAGGAAUUGCCAACUUCAAAUAUCCUGUAACUCUUCAGGCUUUCCCGGCGAUCUAAUGACAUCUUGGGUUGUCGGGUGUUCUGCCGGAUAUCAGCGUCGUACUUGCAUGAUAUUUCGGUCAAGUAGCUUGUGACCUUCAUCAGGUGCGACCUGAGACUGCUCCUCGAGUGGA
Molecule: messenger RNA, 4277 nt
Organism: Schistocerca americana (American grasshopper)
Lineage: Eukaryota; Metazoa; Arthropoda; Insecta; Orthoptera; Acrididae
Exons: 8
Coding region: 903-3749 (948 amino acids)
Source: RefSeq, a predicted model, not a curated record